GCCGCGCCGUGCCGAGCCGCGCAGAGCCAGCAGCCAGGCAGCCGCCGCGGGACGCGCCGUGCGCUCCUGAGCUGGGCCGUGCCGGCCGAGCCGCAGCGAGCCCCACCGCGCCACGCCGCACCGCGCCUGCCCGGCCAGCAUGGCCCCCUGGCUCUGGCCGUGCCUCCUGGCCGCUCAGGCCCUGGCCGCGAACUUCCCCCCCAGGUACAGCCUCUACACCGGGGGGGCCGCCCCGCUCAGCGCCGUCCAGGCCACGGCCCCCCAGGGCCCCGCUGCGGCCCACGGUGCUGCCCGGGCCGCCAGCCGGCACAGGAACUGGUGUGCCUACGUGGUGACGCGCCGCGUGAGCUGCGUGGUGGAGGACGGCGUGGAGAGCUUCGUGAAGCCGGAUUACCAGCCCUGCGCCUGGGGGCAGCUGCAGUGCCCCCGUGUCCUGGCGUACCGGAGCUUCCUGCGGCCCCGCUACAAGGUGGCUCAGCGCACGGUGUCGGAACUCGCCUGGCGCUGCUGCCAGGGCUACUCGGGCGAGGACUGCACCGAGGGGCCGGCCGCCCCCCUGCCCACCGGCCGCCCCCCGCCCCGGCCCGGCCGCCCCACGCUCUCCGGCUUCGGCAACCCCCUGAGCGGCCUGGGGGGCGAAGCAGGUGGCGGGGAUGCGGAGAAGGUGCGGCGGCUGGAGGAGCAGGUGCGGCGGCUGAGCGAGCAGGUGGAGGAGCUGCGGGCCGGCCUGCCGGAGCACCCGCGCCCUGCGGCAAACGGUGGCCCCGAGGGCGAGCAGGUGGCCGACGCGGCCGCCCCUGCCGAGAUGCGGGAGGCGCUGAGCCACGUCCAGCGGCGGCUGGAGGAGCUGGAGAGCCGCCUGCGCCGGCAGGAGAGCGCCCGGGCCGGCCCGGGCCUGGCGCUGAGCGAGCUGGAGCAGCGGCUGCAGGAGACCUGCGCGGCCUGUGCAGCCGGCACCGAGGGGCUGCGGCGGCAGGCGGCCGAGGACCGGGAUCGCAUGCGGGCGCUGGAGAAGCUGGUGGGCUCGGUGGACCAGCGCAACCGGGACGCGGUGGAGUCGGUGCAGCGGCACAUCAGCAGCCUGAGCAGCCGCCUGGCCCCCGCCGCCCCGCCGCCGGACGAGCUGCACCGGCGCCUGGCCGAGCUGGAGCGGCGGCUGGAGGGGCUGCCCACGGCCGCGCUGGGGCCGGGCGGGCAGGGGCCGGUGCUGGCCCGGCGGCUGGCGGAGCUGGAGGGGCGGCUGAACGCGUCGCGGGCCGGCCCGUGGUCCCCCGAGUCCGAGCCCCGGCAGGGCGGGCUGCCGGGCCGCCUGGCCAACCUGAGCCGGGCGGUGGAGGGGCUGGCGGCCAGCGGGGCGCAGCGCGGAGCCCGCCUGGCCGAGCUGGAGGGGCUGCUGGCCCGCUGCGGCCAGCCCUGCCCCGCCACCCCCGCGCCGGCCGGGCGGGACGGGGACGGGCAGCUCGGGCCCCUGGUGCGGCAGCUGGAGCGGCGGCUGCAGGACACCGAGGGGCAGCUGCGGGCGCUGGGGACCGGCGGGGACGGGCUGGCCGGGACACUGCGCGGGCUGCGGGCGGACGGGGCGGAGCUGCGGGAGCUGCUGGGGGCGCAGGGGGAGGCGCUGGCGGGGCUGGCGGGGAGGCUGGAGCCGGGGGGGGCCGUGGCGGAGGAGCUGGCGCAGCUCCGCAACCGGACGGGGCGGCUGGAGGCCGAGCUGGGGGGGCUGCGCGACGGCCCCUGCCCCCGGACGUGCGCCCCGGGGCCCGAGCUGGAGCGGCUGCGGGCGCAGGUGGACGCGUGUACCGCGGCCUGCGGCCCGGCCCGGCCCGGGCCCGCCGCCGCCCCGCCGGAGCCGGAGCCGGAGCCGCCGCUGGACGGGUUCGGCGUGUUCGGGGGCCCGUCGCCCUCCGAGCUGCGGGCGCUGCGGGACGAGCUGGCCGCGGCGCUGAUGGGCCUGGGCGGGCUGAACGGCACGGUGCAGGGGCUGCAGGACGCGCUGGACCAGCAGGACGCCCGGCAGCGCCAGCUGGGCGGCGUCACCGACCGCAUCGUGGCCGAGCUGGACCAGGCGGCGGCGGCGGCGGCGGCGCGGGAGGCGGAGAGCGAGGAGCGGCUGGAGGCGCUGGUGCGGGAGCUGACGCGGGCCGGGGGCUGCCCGGCCGGGCUGGAGCCGCGGGUGGCCAAGCUGGAGGGGCUGUGCGAGCAGCUGGACGCCGUGGCCGGGGGGCUGCGGGGGCUGCGGGACGGGCUGGGCCGGCACGUGGCCGGGCUGUGGGGCGCCGUGCGGGAGCUGAACGGCUCGGCCGCCGCACACGCCGCGCUGCUGCACAAGGCGCUGGACUCGCAGCUCCCGCGCCGGCUCAGCGCCCUCAACAGCAGCCUGCAGCACCUGCGAGGGGACGUGCUGCGCCUGGAACAGCGGGACCGCGACGGCCCCCCUGGCCCCCCUGGACCCGCUGGCCCCAGGGGUGAGAUGGGCCCCCCCGGGCCCUCCGGGCCCCCUGGCAAAGAUGGAGAACAAGGCCCCAUGGGCCCCCCGGGGCUGCCCGGAGAGAGAGGCGCGGUGGGGGCGCCGGGCUCCGUGCCCCGCAUCGCCUUCUCAGCCGCCCUGAGCACCCAGCGCGCGGAGCCGGGCACCGUCCCCUUCGACCAGGUGCUGCUCAACGACGGCGGCGCCUACGACCCCGAGACGGGCACGUUCACGGCGCCGGUGAGCGGGCGGUACCUGGUGAGCGCGGUGCUGACGGGGCACAAGGGCGAGCAGCUGGAGGCCGUGCUGUCCCGCUCCAACCAGGGCAUCGCCCGCCUGGACUCGGCCGGGUUCCAGCCCGAGGGGCUGGAGAAGGAGCCGGUGGCCGCGCUGCAGCCCAGCCCCGGCGCACUCGGCGUCUUCAGCCUCCUGCUGCCGCUGGCGGCCGGCGAGACCCUCUGCGUGGACCUGGUGUCGGGGCGCUUGGCCCACGCGCCCGACGAGCCCCUCACCGUCUUCAGCGGGGCCCUGCUCUACGACACCGACGAGCUCUAGAGCCCCCAGAGCCCCCAGAGCCCCCUUGGCGUGGGCGCCCCAGCCGGGCCAGGGGGGUCCCCACACCCCGGCAGGACCCCCCCCACCUGUCCUGUUAUUUAUCAGCACCCCCCACCCCUUGCUCCCCCCCACCACGCGUCCCUACCCCACACCACCUGCUCGGCCCCCCACUGCCCCCACCAAAUACAGACGCGGCACUGGGUUUUGUA
Columba livia (rock pigeon) is the source of this 3231-nucleotide messenger RNA. RefSeq names its product elastin microfibril interfacer 1 (gene EMILIN1). Gene Ontology annotation, molecular function: extracellular matrix constituent conferring elasticity; protein binding. The record is from RefSeq and is a predicted model, not a curated record. Lineage: Eukaryota; Metazoa; Chordata; Aves; Columbiformes; Columbidae. Bases 140 to 3022 code for a protein of 960 amino acids. The transcript has 8 exons.